GUCCACAACCCACACAGUUUCUUCCUAGUCAUGGUUGGUUUUACGAAGAUCCUCCUUUUUUUCUUAUUGUUUUUAUAAAUGUAUUUUCGAUUUCGUUCGCUUCUUCUCGCCGAGAGCUUUUCUAAGCUCUAUUAAUACAUUUCGAAAUACCCAGCUACCUGUUAAUUCAUCUGGCGAAGCACUUUUGUAUUCACCCCGUCUUAUUCACUUAUCUAUAACCCUGUCAUCUGCCCAGAGCACACCUGACACCAGUGGGCACGCGACAUCAGUCGCUUCACUUCUUGAGCUUUUAGACUCCAUAUCACUCUCUUAGGCUGUAUAAGAGCUUCACCUACUUCAUGUCUUUUUAUAUAUGAUAUUUAGCUUGAGCAGAUAGUCAUGAAUACCGGCAUUGGGUCGCCGGCCAUCGUGGCUGACAACAACUCUGACACAAUCGCUAAGAGAGUCCACUACAGUCCUCCAUGGGCCGAUUUGAGCAUCAUUGGCAUUGCGGGCAGUUCCGGGUCUGGGAAGUCGACUUUAUCGCACGCCAUUGUCAAUACACUGAAUCUGCCAUGGGUUGUCAUCUUGUCAAUGGACUCCUACUAUAAGCCGUUGGGCCCCGAAGCUUCUAAGAAAGCCUUCCUCAACGAAUAUGAUUUCGACUCUCCAGAGGCGAUAGAUUUUGAUGCCUUAGUUCAGACUCUCCAGGACCUCAAAGCAGGUAAACGUACCGAGAUACCAAUAUACUCCUUUGAGAAGCAUCAACGUCUAAAAGAGACAACUACCAUAUACUCUCCCCAUGUGCUUGUUCUAGAGGGGAUCUUUGCCUUAUAUGAUCAGAGGGUGAUGGACCUCAUGGACAUGAGAGUCUAUUGUGAGGCAGAUGCAGACACGUGUCUCUCGAGGAGAAUCCUACGAGAUGUUAAAGACCGAGGUCGUACGGUAGAAGGCUGUAUUAAGCAGUGGUUUAGCUUUGUAAAACCGAAUUAUGAAAAGUAUGUCCUGCCACAGAGGAACCAUGCUGACAUAAUCGUGCCACGUGGAAUAGAGAAUCGAGUUGCGAUGGCUAUGGUCACCCAGUAUAUCGAAAGAAAACUACUGGAAAAGUCAACGCGUCAUCGAGCUGCUCUAAGAAGCCUAGAGGCCGGGUUUGAAAGCGAGCCUCUUUCCGACCGAGUCAUCGUUCUUAAGGAAACUCCUCAACUCAAAGCCAUGAAUACCAUAGUUCAGGAUAUUGACACAUCGAGCGAGGACUUUAUAUUUUAUUUCGAUAGGUUUUCGUGCCUACUCAUCGAAGAGGCCCUGAACAAUGCUCACUUCAAAGAAUUGGCCGUCGAAACUCCCUCCGGUAGGCUAUAUAAUGGACUGACUCCUAAAGGCGAAGUCAGCGCAGUCAUCGUCCUUCGUGGAGGCGCUGCCUUUGAGGCCGGGUUGAGGAGAGUGAUUCCAGAUGGCCGUACAGGACGCCUCCUCAUUCAGUCCAACGUUCGUACUGGAGAACCCGAACUUCAUUACCUGAAACUUCCGAAGGACAUUAACACGCAUGACACCGUGUUACUUUUAGAUGCCCAGAUGUCUAGCGGAGGUUCUGCGCUGAUGGCUGUCCAAGUCCUCGUAGACCACGGAGUCCCGCAAGAUCGUAUCGUCUGUGCAACAUACUCGGCCGGCUACGUAGGUGUCUAUCGUCUGACGAAGGUGUUCCCAGAAAUCACCGUUGUCAUCGGUAACAUGGUCGCCGAUUUUCAAGAUAGGUGGGUUGAGAAGAGAUACUUCCGCUGCUGAGACAUGUACGCGUAAGCCUUAAUACAUGAACCUCGACGGAACUCGAGGACACCUCAAUCGCUAGAUCGGCGAAUUCAUUAUGCAUCAAUAAUCAGUCAUCCAAUCUGAAUGUCCCCUAUACGAUAUUCUGCGGGGAUCCCACCUUUGAAUUUGUCAGUCGUCGGUUAUGAAGGAUUAUACGAGACAACAUCCUCUUCCCCACCUGGUAUUAGAUGCAUGUUCGGCCGUGGUUGCGAAAGCGAGCGUAUUCUUCUGAUAACAAUAAUAGUAGCAAGUAAUCAUCUAACUAUAUGAUAUCCCGUCUU
Daldinia loculata is the source of this 2069-nucleotide messenger RNA. Its product is annotated as uridine kinase. The record is from RefSeq and is a predicted model, not a curated record. The transcript is spliced from 11 exons. The coding region runs from base 379 to 1764 and encodes 461 amino acids. Lineage: Eukaryota; Fungi; Ascomycota; Sordariomycetes; Xylariales; Hypoxylaceae. Gene Ontology annotation, molecular function: ATP hydrolysis activity; kinase activity; ATP binding. Gene Ontology annotation, cellular component: cytoplasm.